Molecule: messenger RNA, 2023 nt
Organism: Folsomia candida
Lineage: Eukaryota; Metazoa; Arthropoda; Collembola; Entomobryomorpha; Isotomidae
Exons: 4
Coding region: 242-1912 (556 amino acids)
Source: RefSeq, a predicted model, not a curated record
CCAACAAAAUAUAGGUGUCGAAGAUAUCGUGCACUAUGCGAAUUUCUGCAAAUUAUAUUAUUUACAUUCGUCUAGUCUGGCGUGACCACAUUUUUGUGAAAUGGACUUGAGAAUGCACAACUUUAGUUGAGUGUCAGUGUCAGUUCCUCGUUCAUUUAUGGUUGAUGCAGUUGUGAUUUCUGGUAUUUUGUAUCGGUACAAAAAGUGUGCGACUUUAGCUUGUUUUGUUUAAAAGAAAAGCAUGGAAAUUUCCUCAUGUUGGGACAUGUCGCAGCGAAUUCAUCCUCUUUUAGUGAACCACAUUGUGGAACGAAUUUUGGAACGCCACGCUGAACAAGAUCCUUCCUUGCUACUCUCUCUGCGUCAGGUUUGCCAUGUCUGGAACCAAGUGGCAUCUCGCUCUUACAGGAAGCACGCCACGAAGCAUAUCACAUUUGGGAAAAACUUUCACAGGAUUGCCGACUCUGACGGAGUCCUUGAUCACAUAAAAAACUCAGAGUUAGACUUUCCCCUCGGAAACUUUACAAUUUGCCCGGAAGUUUUUCAGGCAGAAAAUAAAGGGCAUAUCGAAACCUUUUUAUCCGGAGAUUGUAGUUUAUUCCUGACAUCGCUCGUGAUCCGGUUGGACUCCCGGAGCACACUAUGUCUCCAGGAAUUUACAGAUAUUCAACUUCCCAGACUGAAAAAGUUCAUCUUUGACGACCGAAGACCUACUCCAUUCGCGUUUGAUACGAUUUUUCCCGUGAUAUUGAAAUCGGCUGGAAACAGUCUGGAGUCUCUGUCCAUUCACCGGAAGCAAGUUGAACUUGGUUACCGGCGAGAUAUCGACGAGGAGGAUGAAAUGAUGGCAAGAAUUUGUGAUGCAUUGGAAUCAGUAAACCUGAGAAAUGUACAAAACUUGCAGAUUGAGCUUGUAAUGAGCGAAAAUUUCUUGUCAUGUCUGACCUCCAGGUUUCACUCCCUCCGAGAAUUGUCGCUAUGUCUGAAGAAGGCCGACUUUGGGGGAAAUUCACUACAUAAUUUGCUACAAAGGCAGGAAAAUACUUUAGAGAAAUUGAGACUGGUUGGUCUAUGCAAAAAUUCCCUGUUCCAAAUUGAUCUUCCAAGAUUAAGGAAUCUUCGAGUUAUCGAAAUCCAUGGAUGGUGUCACAAUAUUCCACAGGUGGAAUUUUCCCCGUUCUCAAUUUCACACAAUUUUCCAAACCUUACUGAUCUUGUACUAGACACGUGGUCGUCAGACCCAAGUUGGUGUAAGUUUUUGCAAAGUGAUGAUAAAAACUCUACUCUUACGAGGAUAAAGUUACCCCAAGAACUAUUCGAUGCUCAACUCGUCGCCCAUAUUUCGACAAGUUUUAUAAACUUAAAAGUGCUUACAUUACACUUUCAGCCAUCCUCACUUUUCGAAUGUUCAGCCAUGUUUGAAAAAGUGUUUGAAACUUUGGGAGAAAGUUUAGAGGAACUUGUUAUACUUGAAAGUUUCUGUGAAUUUGGUUCCUUGACUUGCAUCGACUCACUCUUGACGGGCUUAUCGGUGGAGGAGUGUGGAAGAAUGCUCAGGGUCAAUAACUAUUCGGGUGUGAUAGAAUCGGACAAUGUGGCGAGGAGGCCGUCCCUGCUUAAUUUGAAAAGUGGUCUGAAAUGCUUAGACUUAUCCGACGUGCUAAAGCGUCAAGUCGUAAUUACCGAUGUUACUGGAUAUAUGCUCCUACACAUGAGUGGUUUGGACCAUUUGAGGAUUUCGAGAUCAAAGAUACGACAAAACUGCUUUUACCAACUCCACAACAAAUUUCCUCUGGACCUUUGCGCAGAAAUGAAUUCGAAUCAACACUGCAAACAGGACCAACAUCCUCUACUUGAAAAUGAGAAUAAUAACGGGGGUAAAUAUGGGCUGGGGAAUUGUCUCGUUAUGUAGUAAGAAAUAGUUAUGGUGCAUUUAUUUAUAAUUUCGAGGUAGAUUUAACAAUUGGAAUUUAUUUUUCUACAUUUAAUCCCUGAUUUAAAUAAAAAUAAUUUAAUAACAGAA